Molecule: messenger RNA, 303 nt
Organism: Iphiclides podalirius (scarce swallowtail)
Lineage: Eukaryota; Metazoa; Arthropoda; Insecta; Lepidoptera; Papilionidae
Source: the annotation of a GenBank genome assembly
AUGGCGGGGGCGGGGGCGGUGGAGGGGGCACCGGUUGGAAACUUACGACGGAUGCCCCAGUCCAUGACGGCGGAGUUUGGCGCGGGCGGCGCGCCGCUCGGCGUCUGCCAGCCGACUGCCGCCCUCCGGUCGCUUCACUCCCGCGUGUGCCGCGCCUGGACUCCCUCCAACACCACUCGACGCCUGAGGGCCGCGGCACACCGGGCGGGGAGCGUCCCCACCGAAGACUUCGCGGCGAACAUUUCAGAGCCAAGGGCCGUUCGCGUUCGCGUAUUUGGAUAUUUAACGAACUUCCGCCUCGUG